AGGGUCCAUCACGACGAGGGUUUGUUGCUAUAAAAGGAGACUGCAUCCAUCGGAAAUUGCCCCCUCCCCGGUGCGUCUGAGCCAAUCCCACGGCAUAAAGUGGAGCUCUUAGCCAUGAACUGCCGGGGCCGCCAUGGGCGCUGAUUGGCGCGACCCCCUGACGGGUGGCCGGGCGUGGCCCAAUAAGGAAAGGCGCAGGUACCUCGAUACGGAACGAAGCUUUAGGGUUUGCUGGAUUAGGCAAGUCGGGGGGGGGGGGAUCUCCCAUCUGGCUGUUCGCUGCUGGUGGAUGCCUUUAGUUCCCUCUCUCUCUCUCUCUUCCUCGCUCGCUUUCUCUUCUUUUCGCUCUUUUACUUUCUGCUGGUGUGGUGUUUUCACUGCGUUGCGCCCCGUUUCUCUGUCUUUCUUUUCAAGUCCGCUUCGGUCCAGUCAUUCGUUACAUGUCUCUUGACAUUGAUUCUUCCUGACCAUCGUCUUUCAUUUGGGGUGGCCCAAGUGGCGUCGUAUAAUCCCUCUUUUCAUCUAGCUACCUAUCUG
This is a messenger RNA of Aspergillus ibericus CBS 121593, 537 nucleotides long. RefSeq lists its product as uncharacterized. The transcript has a single exon. The record is from RefSeq and is a predicted model, not a curated record. The coding region runs from base 134 to 451 and encodes 105 amino acids. NCBI's taxonomy places the organism in Eukaryota, Fungi, Ascomycota, Eurotiomycetes, Eurotiales, Aspergillaceae.